Messenger RNA from Kluyveromyces marxianus DMKU3-1042, 1098 nucleotides. RefSeq names its product serine/threonine/tyrosine protein kinase MCK1 (gene MCK1). The record is from RefSeq and is a predicted model, not a curated record. Lineage: Eukaryota; Fungi; Ascomycota; Saccharomycetes; Saccharomycetales; Saccharomycetaceae. Gene Ontology annotation, biological process: signal transduction; protein phosphorylation. Gene Ontology annotation, cellular component: cytoplasm. Gene Ontology annotation, molecular function: ATP binding; protein serine/threonine kinase activity; protein serine/threonine/tyrosine kinase activity. The transcript has a single exon. Bases 1 to 1098 code for a protein of 365 amino acids.
AUGUCUAUGCAAAGGUUGGAUGAAUACGUCGCCAACGAUGUUAUUAGUAACAAAUCAAACAUCAAGCGAGAGAUGCUUGUAAAGGAGUACAAAAAAAUAGGUCAAGGGGCCUUCGGUACCGUUGUACAAGCAUAUUUAACACCAGAUAAUCAAAAGUGGCUUGGUCCCUUUGCGAUCAAAAAGGUUCCUGCUCAGACUGAGUAUAAGUCCAGAGAAUUAGAGAUCUUGCGGAUCGCGGACCACCCUAAUGUGGUGAAAUUAGAGUACUUUUACACUCAUGUAUCCCCAACAGAUCACAAAGUAUACCAACAUCUAGCCAUGGAGUGUUUGCCAGAGAUGCUUCAAAACGAGAUUUUACGAUAUAAAAAGAACAACUUGGAGCUACCGCUAAAACAUGUGAAAUUAUACACCUACCAGAUUGCAAGAGGUAUGCUUUACUUACAUGCAUUAGGAAUAUGCCAUAGAGAUAUCAAACCUUCCAACGUUUUAGUCGAUCCACAAACAGGUAUUUUGAAGAUUUGUGAUUUCGGAUCCGCUAAAAAAUUGGAGUCCAACCAACCUUCGAUAAGUUACAUUUGUUCGAGAUAUUAUAGAGCUCCAGAGUUGAUCGUUGGGUGCACACAAUAUACAACAAAGAUAGAUAUUUGGGGUUUGGGAUGCGUUUUAGGGGAAAUGCUACUAGGAAAGGCUGUUUUCCAAGGACACCAGCCACUACUACAACUACAUGAGAUCACCAAAUUGCUCGGCCCACCAGAUAAAAGGUUUAUCUUCUUCUCAAACCCCUCCUAUAAUGGCCCAUUGUUCUCAAAGCCCCUCUUUGAAGGCCCUCCCAGAGCAAGAUUCGAAAAGUACUUUGGUUAUGCAGGACCAGAUGGUGUGGAUUUAUUGAUGAGUGUAUUAGUUUAUGAACCUGAGAAAAGAGCUUCUCCUAGAAGAAUCCUUGCUCAUCCCUUCUUUGAUGAUCUAAGAAAUGAACGUUAUUUCUUCCCAAGUGGAAACUCGCAACCUAAACGCUUACCACCUUUAUACGACUUCUCAGACUUUGAACUACAGGUUAUCGGUGAUCUAUUACCCCAGAUACAGCCAAAACAAGAUUGA